CUCUAUGGUUCUUGUUGACAGGCACUGUGGCUUCUGGAGCCCCGGGACGUGACACAAGCGCAACAUGAUGAGUUCUACCGCUACCUGUCGGGGGCAUUUGACGUGCCUCGCUUCACAGUACACUUUUGCACUGAUGUGCCCCUCUCCAUUCGGUGCCUCCUGUAUGUGCCCGAGGGCAAGCCUGGUCUCUUUGACAUGAGCCGCGAGAAGGAUGGUGUGGCCCUCUACUCACGCAAGGUGCUGAUCAAGCCAAGGGCUGAAAUCCUCCCCAAGUGGCUGCGUUUUGUCACGGGCAUUGUCGAGAGUGAAGACAUUCCUCUAAACCUGAGCCGAGAGCUGCUGCAGGACAGCGCGCUCAUCCGCAAGAUUCGCACAGUCAUUGUUGGCCGACUCAUCAGGCAGCUGGCACGCUGCGCAGAAAAGGAACCGGAGAACUACAGUCGCUUUUACCGGGACUAUGGUGUUUUCCUUAAGGAGGGCAUCUUGGCCACUCAUGAACAGGCAGAGAAGGAGGAGAUCGCACAGUUGCUGAGGUUUGAGUCGUCGCAGCAGCCAGGUGGCGACACAGUGACCCUGCCCGAGUACUGUGGGCGCAUGAAGGAGGGGCAGCGUGACAUCUAUUACCUGGCUGCCCCGAGUCGUCAGUUGGCGGAGGCAUCCCCGUACUUCGAGGCAGUGCGCGCACGAGACGUUGAAGUGCUCUUCUGCCUUGAGCCGUACGACGAGUUGGUGCUGGCGCAACUGCGGCAGUUCAGUCGCAAGAAUAUCACCUCAGUGGAGAAAGAGAUGCGCAGGGAUGCCGAGGAGGCCCACGAAGAACCAGCUGAGGUGCAAGGCCUUGUUGAGUGGCUCAAGGCAGAACUAGGGCCCAUGGUACACAAGGUAAAAGUGACACGACGGCUACACAAGCAUCCAUGCCUGGUGUCCGUAGAAGAGAUGGCAGCAGCGCGGCACUUCGUGAAAACAUCGCUGCAAAGUUUCUCAGAAGAAGAGCGCUAUCGCCUUCUGGAGCCCGUGCUGGAGAUCAACCCGGAGCAUCCAAUCAUGGCCAAGCUCGCUGUGCUUCGAACUUCAGAACCUGAGCUGGCCAAAAAGCUUGCGAGGCAGGUUUUUGGCAAUGCCAUGCUCACAGCUGGCUUAAUUGACGACCCGCGGAAGGUCACGUCACAGCUAAACGAUUUACUCACUGCUCUCUUGGAGAAGCUCUGAGGCAUGGUUAUUAGUGGCCCAGCUUUGCAUUUAAUGCUGGUUAAUGACAGUGCUGAUAUCGCUACCAUUGUAUGAGCAUUAUUCGUUGGCACCAUCUAAUGGCAUAUUCGGUUGCUCAUCUCGGAGUGCUCUGGCAGCUCUGGAAUAGUAAUGUAGAAAAGUAAUUAAGCAAGCUUCACUGCUGACAGAGUAGCAAUAUUAUCACCCCUGUAAAGCUGCAUUACAAAAGUAAUCAGCUAAAGCUGUUUUUCACCGCCUUCAUAGCACUUCCAGCGUGCUCCCAACGACCACCCAAAUAUGCCGUAAGUUACAAUUCUGCAUAAAGUUUUACAAGAGGUCAACCUUAGUGUCAGUGUAGGUUGCAUCAUCCCAACAGUUCAUGAUGCAAUGUACCCAGAAUGUGCUAGACUAACGCAAACGAGAUACGGUGUAUUUAAAUAGUAUUGAACAAAGUUUUUGUGACCCUUUAUUCACAUAUCAGAGGUUGAAAUGAAUGAAGCAGGGCCAGACUGUUUUUUUUUUUUUUUUCCUUUAGAACUUUUAAGCACAGAUGCGAUGAGCCAGUAAUGCAAACUGUUAUAAGAGUCUUAGGCAACGUAAAUGAUACGGCUGAAUUGCAACAUACUGUUGAUGUGUGCUGAUAUUAGAAAUGCUUUAUCAUCUCGAGACAGUCUUACUUUGAAUGAUUAUUGAAGCAGCAAUAAUGUACUGCAAGAAUGGCUCCUGCUUUUUGCAUGAACAGGUAAUUACAGUCUAUCAGAAAAAUAAUUAUGCUUCCUCAAUGUGAUUUUGUAUGCACCUUUGGCUUGUUCAUGAGCAUCAUGCGAGACAAUAUGUUCCAUUUAGAAUAAAGUUGUUUAUGUUAG
This is a messenger RNA of Dermacentor silvarum, 2075 nucleotides long. RefSeq names its product heat shock protein 75 kDa, mitochondrial. Lineage: Eukaryota; Metazoa; Arthropoda; Arachnida; Ixodida; Ixodidae. The transcript has 4 exons. Gene Ontology annotation, molecular function: ATP-dependent protein folding chaperone; ATP binding; ATP hydrolysis activity. The record is from RefSeq and is a predicted model, not a curated record. Bases 196 to 1209 code for a protein of 337 amino acids. Gene Ontology annotation, cellular component: mitochondrial inner membrane. Gene Ontology annotation, biological process: protein folding.